This is a messenger RNA of Stylonychia lemnae, 375 nucleotides long. NCBI's taxonomy places the organism in Eukaryota, Ciliophora, Spirotrichea, Sporadotrichida, Oxytrichidae. The record is from the annotation of a GenBank genome assembly.
AUGGGUAAAGAAGCAGACAAGCAAAGCAAAAGCACUAAGGUUCACAAGAAGACUCAACCAGUUAGACUCUACACCAAGGCAGUGUUCACUGGAUUCAAAAGAGGUAAAAGCACCCAACAUGAACAAUUUGCUCUUCUCAAGAUCAAGGGUGUGAAUGAUAAGAAAGACACCUCAUCCUACUUCGGAAAGAGAGUCGCUUACAUUUUUAAGGUCAAGAACACUUCAAACAACACUAGAUUCAGAGUUAUCUGGGGUAGAGUCGUCAAGUCUCACGGAAACAACGGUUCUGUUAGAGCAAAGUUCGCAAGAAAUCUUCCACCAAGAGCCAUGGGAUCUACUCUCAGAGUUAUGCUCUAUCCCAACAGAGCUAUCUGA